CUCUGUGUCUCUCUUUUUUUUGUUGUUGUUGAAUACAAAUGCCUAAUGAGUGUGGCAAUCCUCUUUUACGUGAUUGGGUAAAAGAGUGGAUGGACAAUGCACAAGCACUUCAAAGCAAGGCUUACUUUACUUAUAAAAAGGCUUAUAAUUCGCUGUGCAAAUGUCCAGUGAGUUUUAGUCAUCCUUCAGAAGCUUCUAAACUAGACGGAAUAGGUCCAGGCAUGGUAAAGAAACUAGAGGCCUGUAUGAGAGAACAUUGUAAAGAAAAUGGAAUACCUAUGCCUGAGCUUCCUGGUCAAAGCAGAAAACGAAAAGCAGUAUCUGACGAAACAGAAGAUGCAGAAACCAGUACUCGACCCACGAAACCUAAGCGUACUCCCAAACCGUAUGUACCUGCGUAUCGUACAGGUGGUUAUGCUAUCAUGCUUGCCUUGCUUGAUUUUCAUCAGGUAGGACAAUCCAGUGUCACUCGAGAACAGAUUUGUCGUAUUGCUCAAGCUCAUUGUGAUACUUCUUUGACAUUAGCCGAUCCAGGCAAGUCUUAUACAGCAUUCAAUAGUAUCAAGACCUUGUGUGAUAAGGGAUAUGUUUGGCGAAAUGGUAAACCAGCCAAGUUUCAAUUGACGGAGACAGGCAUUGCUUUAGCAGAAAGACUCAGGCAAGUCAGUGCUGCAGAAAAAGACGACAAUGUUGAUGACGAUGAGACUGAUUUGAGUCUGUAUUCUCAAAACCCUUCUACAACACGUAACUCCAACAGGUCAGCGUUAUCAAAUACACCAGAGACUAUUUCUUCUCGAGCAGACAUCAUGAACGCACUCGCUAUGCCAUCCACGGACUCAGAACCUAAAAAAAGAAGAUCAAACAAAGGCAAAUCUGCAACCAGUGCUUAUUUAGAUGAUUUGCUCGAACGAAUGGACCAGCAAGCAUCGAAUGAAACCAACAUGAGUCUCUAUGUACUGCAUCCUAGUAAACACACAGGUCUCACUGUGAACGGCAAGACAGUCACCAACACGGCAACAACAUUUGCAAAGCCCAAACUAAAAGCCCAAAGCAACCCUAGUUCAUCUAUCACCAACUCGUUUGCCCAAGGAGUCGUGCAAGACAAAGAUGACAAUGAUUUCAAUGACUUGAUGUCUCAUUCAGCCAAGAAGCCUGUAAACCAUAAACGACAUUUCAAUGUAGACGAAUUUCAAAUAGACCUAUCGCCUUCUUCUUCUUUACCGAGUUUCAAUUCAACCAUGGCAGAUACCAAUGAUAUUGUGGAUCUCUUGUCGUCGCCUGAACCUUCCCCUCCCUUACCAGCUAAAGACUCAUUUGACCAAGACUAUUUCCCGCUUUCUCAGCCCCGUACAAAGACUGUUCUUCACGAUACAUUUCACUAUACUUUUCUAGAUGCAGAAAACCAGCCUGUGCGUCAUGCAUCUAAAGCAACGGUUGAUGUAGAUGAAACGCAAGCGAGUCUAUCUUAUCUUGUUCAGUUUUAUGCUAAACAGGCCAAUCAUCCAAAAGCAGCGCAUGUCCAUAAACAACGCAAAGAAGGUGAUCUUAUCACAGGUUAUAUGAAUCAAGAUCACAUUGACACAGUGUGCCCUGGAUUACCUGCUACACCUGUCUUGUGCUUACACCAAGAAGACAAUACAGAAGACACUUUUUGGCCUGUCAGUAAUAGACCGUAUUCCCCCACAGCACUGUCGAUCGAGUCCUCACAACCCUCGGAUCUAAGCUCACAAGCAUUCUUUCCACAAGCGUCUCAGCUCAAGACAGAUUAUCAUGCACUUGUCAACAAGGCGUUUAUGGAACCCAUGUUUCCUCAUGAAUAUGACAUUGUGUUAGUUGUCGAUAGUCGAGAGAUUCAAAUGAAAGGAAACCGAGACUACUUUGAAAAGAACUUGACUGCUAAAGGUAUUCAGUGUAUAACAAGGUCUAUGGAUUUAGGCGAUGUGAUCUGGAUUGCACGUAAAAAGGAGAGUCCGUCUGAAGAAUUGUUUCUGGAUUAUGUGGUUGAGCGUAAACGACUGGACGAUUUAGUCAGUAGUAUCAAAGACGGUCGAUUUACUGAACAAAAGAUGCGGCUCAAACGAUCAGGAGCUGAAAAGAUCAUGUACAUUAUAGAAGAAUAUAACCGAGAAGAAGCAGAACGGUUUGGUGCACAAGCUAUUCAGACAGCCAUGUCUGCCACUCAAAUUAUAGAAGGUAUCUUUCUUAAGCGUACCAACAGCAUUGAUGAGACGAUUGACUAUCUUGUGUCUGCCACGAAACUAAUUCAAAAGAUAUACCAAAACACGACACUGUAUUCUAUUCCAGGCCAUAUCAUCACUCGACAAAACUACCUAGAAUUAAAAGCAGCAUGUCGCCAAAAAGCAAAGAAAUCCAACGAGAAAUCAGCUUAUCUCGUCAGUUAUUCACUCUACAAUCAAUUGAAUGCCAAGAAUGGGUCAACCAGUUUACAUGAAAUUUACUUGAAAAUGUUGAUGACGAUUCGUGGUGUGAAUGCAGAGCGGGCAUUGGCAUUAAUGAAAGUAUAUCCUACACCCAAAUCUCUAUUAGAAGCAUUUAAAGGCAUGUCGCCCGAGAAAGGAAAAGUGCUAGCUAAAAAUGUGACGAAAGGCAAUAUCAGUCGAAGAAGAUGGGGCAUUCAAAUCAGUCAAAGGUUAUAUGAUACUUGGGGUGCUUUCACUUAUAGGAAAGACACCGAUAGUGACGACGAUCAUCAAGUAGACGAACAAGGCGAAGAAGAAACCAUGUUUCUAGAAUAAAUU
Messenger RNA from Gilbertella persicaria, 2759 nucleotides. RefSeq lists its product as uncharacterized. Bases 39 to 2756 code for a protein of 905 amino acids. NCBI's taxonomy places the organism in Eukaryota, Fungi, Mucoromycota, Mucoromycetes, Mucorales, Choanephoraceae. Gene Ontology annotation, biological process: DNA catabolic process; resolution of meiotic recombination intermediates; double-strand break repair via break-induced replication. The record is from RefSeq and is a predicted model, not a curated record. Gene Ontology annotation, molecular function: DNA binding; 3'-flap endonuclease activity; crossover junction DNA endonuclease activity. Gene Ontology annotation, cellular component: Holliday junction resolvase complex; nucleus. The transcript is spliced from 3 exons.